AUGCUUACAUGGGGUGCAAACAGCCAUGGUCAGCUGGGUACAGGAGAUGAUAAAGAUGCUUAUGAACCUAAAAUCAUUAAUUUCACUGAUCCGAUAGCCCUAAUCUCUGGAGGUGGUGGUCACUCUCUGAUUUCUGACGAAAACAAUAUAUUCAGCUGUGGUUUGAAUUCUGUUGGUCAGCUGGGUCGUUCAAAUGACUGCAACCACUUUAAAAUUAUUCCGUUUUCUUUCGCAUCAACUGUUAAUAAAGUAUCGUGUGGCUGGGAUUUUUCUGUUGCAGUACUAAGUGAUGGAUCUGUUUUCUCAUGGGGCUCAAAUGAAUAUGGACAGUUGGGUAAAGAAAGUAUCCAUUCAAGCAUAAUUCCUGUUCGUGUUGAUAUAGAGCCUGUUAGAUCUAUAUCUGCAGGUCUAAGGCAUGUCGUUUCUGUGACAAUCUCCGGAAAACUGUUUGGUUGGGGUUCUAAUCGCCGAAAUCAAUUAUUCGUUGAUAAAGUGUUGAUUAAAGCUGAGCAUUAUGAUGAAUCGAAGCAAAUAUGUUACCGUCCCACUCUAUUGAACUCUGUAUUAGGUGAUACACAUGAGUGGGUCGAUUGUGCAUCUGGUGCGUAUCAUUCAAUUGCGAAAACAAGAACAAAUAAACUGGCUCUUUUUGGAGAUAUUAGAUUUUUUAAACUCAAAUCAGAAGUUCAUGGUUUUUCUCCGAAUAUCAAAAAUAGACUUUCAUCUCCUAUUUGGUAUGAUGCCGAAUUAUUCGAUAACAAUGAAAUAGAACAAGUGGUGUGUGGAUGGAGUCAUGUUCUCGUUAGAACUAGUGUUGGAGAAGUUUAUUCGUGGGGUCGAUCAGACUUUGGACAGCUUGGACGAACUGCUAACGUAUUAAGCAAAUUUAUGGGAAAAUCUAAUGAGAUUUUCCCGAAUUUCGAUGCACAUCCUGGAAAAGUACAUUUCCAUUUGGAUAAUGGUCAUGAAGUGACUAUAAAAUCUGUUGCUUGUGGUUCAGAGCACUCAUUGGCUAUCGAUUCAAAUGGACAGUUAUGGGUUUGGGGAUGGAAUGAGCAUGAAAAACAUUGGACUCAAGAAGAAGCUAUUCCUUACAUCACACAACCAUAUCGAAUAAAUUUCCGAUGUUUUAAUAAAAAUUACAAAGUGAAACAUAUCGGUUGUGGAUACGGUCAUUCAAUGGCAUUCUUUGAGGGUUGCCAUGUGAGCUAUUGCGGGCUUUCGUUUUUCGACUGUGGUUGUCGUUUCGAAUUACUAACGGAGAUCAUGGCAUCUGCGAAACAGGAUAUUGCUACGUAUAAUGUAACUUGCUUAUUACGUCAGUGGGAUUGUUCAUCCGAAGAAAAACGUCGUCAGCUUCUUGACGAUUUCAUUAAACAAUACUAUAGUUGUACUGGACCUGAUUUAGAAUCAGAAUUCGCCCAAAUGGCUAGUUUAUUUUUGGCUAGAAUAUGCGUAUGGAUAAAAUUAACUUACAUGUCAGGAACUUGUCUAACAGAACAGCUUCAAGCUCUUCAUAUAUUUUUAUCAGCAUCAAACAGCUAUAAUUAUUUGCUAGAGUUUUUGGAGCAUGGUGGUGUACUGUGUUUACAGGAAGUAUGCAUUUCAUCAAGUGCAAAAGAAGUGGAUAAACGUUGGGCGCUUAAAGUAUUAUCUUGCGUUGCCAAUGCUGGUACACAUUAUAAGGAGACAAUUUGUGAAUGUUAUGGCAUUCGUGCUGUCGCUGAAUGUAUGGCCAAGUCAAAAUCAGAGGAAACACAGGAGUCUGCUAGAGAUUUAUUAGAAAUAUUAGCUGAAGGCAAUCCUCGUUUCUCUGAUCAAGUUUACAAAGGAUUAAUUGGCGUUUUACCAUGUAAUUCACCAAAAGCUCAACAAUUAGCACUUCAAAGUAUACGAAUUUUACAGGCGAAGCGUAAUACUGCCAAUAGGGCCUUAAUCGACAGAAUAAUCUACUUACUGGAGUCAUUGCAUUUGGAAGUACAAUCAGCAGUUAUUGAAUUAGUUCGUGUUCUGAUGGGAUUCGAUAUUGCUGAUGAUAUAUUAAUGGCUUUAAUUACAUUGUUAAAACCUCAGCAUGAAAUACAACUGGGCAAAUUAUUCACCGAAGCAACAUCAGAUGAUAACGAUGAUGAAAUAAGUUCAUCUCAUAUGGACAGUAAUGCGGAAAGUUAUCCUUCUCAUCAUACCCCAUUAGGUAGUCAUAAUAUUAGUGGCAUACCAGAAAUGAAACCUCGAUCUAUGAGCAACACAAAGUCAACUAAAUUGAAUGUCAAAUACCCUAGCAAUUGUACUAACGGUAACAGCGGUAAAACAGAAAAAACGAUGAAAAAGAAUCAUAGACAUCAAAAUCAAGGAUCAAAUUCAGAAUUCGAUGGUAAUCAACCAUUAUCGGUGUUUGUACAACAAGCAGCUGCAGCUAAAUGUCUACGCAUUCUCUCGCAAGAUUCUUCGACGGUGUCAAGAAAAAUAAUCAAGAUGGGCGCUUUAUCAAAUCUUUUAUAUGCUAUGGGUAAUCUUGAAUUUUCAGAUAGUCAACGACAAGCUAGUUUAUCUUUAGAGUAUCUUUGCCAAACGUAUCCUUUAGUAGAUGAAGUUGUUUCUGAGGCAAUGGGUCCAGUUUUACAUGAGGAAUUCAUUAAAAAUCCUGACUCACAUUAUCUACAAAUGACUCCAUUACAAGCAGAUAUUUUAGUUUCGAAUAAAUUGAAUUAUACAGGAGAGGGACUAUGAAUUUAUCAAAUCAUCAAUUAUUAUUAUAUGAUGAAUCAAAGAAUUUUUCAAUGAUAUAAAAUUAAAUGGAUUUUCAAUUAUUCUAUCUCACGUCAUUCAUCUCUCUAUCUCUGAAACGUUCUGCAGUCCAUAUCGAAUUAUCGAUACUCUUCAUCAAAAUGGAUGAAAUCAGUUAUUUAUUUAUAUUUUCAACAUGUUUGUUAAUUACAAUCCGGUUUUUUAUUUCCUUGUUUAGACAUAUCUGUACAAAUACACCAGUAGAUAUUAUUGUAGUCAUCAUAUACAUGUACAUUUGUUUGUUAAUAAAUUGACU
This is a messenger RNA of Schistosoma spindalis, 3043 nucleotides long. The record is from the annotation of a GenBank genome assembly. NCBI's taxonomy places the organism in Eukaryota, Metazoa, Platyhelminthes, Trematoda, Strigeidida, Schistosomatidae.